AACUCACCUGAGCAGGUGAUGAGUUUAACAAGUACACACUCAACUACGCACAACUACAAACGGGUUCUCCUGUUGGUUCUCCUGCCGGUUCUCCUCCCAGUGAGUGACCAUGUUGAGAAGAACAGGAACCUUGGGAGGAUGUUGCAGGUUUGAGCUCGACCAGUGUCGUCACUCCUUCUCCCCUCCCCCCUCCGCUCCUGAGCUCCCUAGACUCUAUUACCCAGCAGGCAGCAGGAGCAGGAAGUACCGGGUGGGGCAGGAGGCGGGGCAGAUGAGCUUGGCUCAGAUCAACCACAUCUUAAAGGCCAACGAGUACAGCCACACCCUCCCUAGAGGCCCCGCCUCCCAUGGCGUCUUGGGUUUUCAUAGCAACAUGUUGCCAUCCAACCAUCCUGGCGAAGACCGCCGGAGCAGCGCCACCUGCCUGCCAGGUCGUGGCGGCGUGCUGUUUGGUGUGUUUGACGGCCAUGCGGGGUCAGCCUGCGCUCACGCCGUCAGCCAGAGGCUUUUCUAUUACAUCGUCGUGGCAACGCUACCACUAAGGAUGCUGGAGGACCUCGAACGGGCGGUGGAGGAGGAACGGGCCGUACCGCCACUGCUAGAGUGGCACAAACACCCCCAAGACCACAGCUGCCCUGACGGAGGAGCGAUCUCCUUCCACAGCCUCCGAAACUACUGGCAGGAGAGGCUGGAGGAUGAAGACGAGGACAAGGACGAAAAAGAGGAGCAGCAGGAG
Molecule: messenger RNA, 736 nt
Organism: Epinephelus lanceolatus (giant grouper)
Lineage: Eukaryota; Metazoa; Chordata; Actinopteri; Perciformes; Serranidae
Source: RefSeq, a predicted model, not a curated record